Molecule: messenger RNA, 6827 nt
Organism: Bufo bufo (common toad)
Lineage: Eukaryota; Metazoa; Chordata; Amphibia; Anura; Bufonidae
Gene: NHS
Product: NHS actin remodeling regulator
Exons: 9
Coding region: 358-5064 (1568 amino acids)
Biological process (GO): cell differentiation; lens development in camera-type eye
Source: RefSeq, a predicted model, not a curated record
AGAGCGAGAGGCAGAGAAGAGACAUCCAAAAAGGAGCUGGAUGAUCAGAGAGGAGCGAGGAUCCAGGGAAGCAGUGCACCACUGCCAUACUUCACACAUUGUCACACAUGGCGUGCAAACCAUGGCUGUGAUCAUCACCAGCUACCAGCAAUUGGGGACUGCCAGGGAUUAAAGAGAGAGCUGUGUAUGUAACAAACAUUGGACCCGUACAGGAGUGGCACACUGGUUUGUGGAUUGCUACAGCAUUUCUCGCUUUUCUCACAGAGCUUGAUCCUCUUCCGUGGUCUUUUUUAUGUUGUUUUCUUAGAAUUGGAGAGCAAGGGAUUUAUUGUCGGAUAACGUGAAGGGCGAUCUGCAAUGCCCUUUGCCAAGCGGAUUGUUGAGCCCCAGUGGCUGUUUAGGCACGCUGUCACCCAGGUAGAGGCGAGCUGUUGCCGGGAUCAGGGGGAAGAGCAAAGGCAGAAGCAAGCCCGGGGUAGUGCCAGGGAAGAAUUGGCAGUAGGCUCCGCACAGGUGCCCUCGGAUGAGAGAGAUCCUCUGUCCACAGAUGGAAAGGAAAAAGAAGUGGCCACUCUGGAUUUGUGCGCUAUCAGCAAUGUUGCAAUGUCACGGAUUUUACGCCAACUCUCGGAUGUAGCGCGGCAUGCCUGCUCUAUCUUCCACGAGCUCGAGGCAGAUAUUCAGGUUACCGCGCGGCGGGUGCGAGCGCUGCAAGGGAAAAUUGGUACUGUCCAGCAGGUUGUCAGCAGCUUGGAUCCAAAGCAGGAGACAGUGCCUGUCUCAAACCUGGAUGCAGAGAGCAAGCUCAAUGUCUAUUACAAGACCUCCUGGCAUCAGCAGAGGAACAUUUUCUUACCUACCACUAGACCCCCCUGUGUGGAGGAGUUGCACCGCCAUGCCAAGCAGAACCUGCGUGCUCUCCGGAGGGAGCAGCGGGCUCGAGCAGAUAGAGAACGAAGGUUCACGGGCUCUGUUUUUACAGCACCUCCAUUUCCUUCAUACCCAGCAGCUCAUACUAUAAAGAGACGUGAAGUAAAGGAACGACAACUUGCACCAUUUAACAGAACCCGUCCGCCCUCCCCCACUGAAUGUUGCCAUUUGACCCCAUGGAGUAGAAAGGCCCAUCCACCUCAGGAGGAAGAUGAUAUGGUUUUAGGCCAGAGGCCAAAAAAUCCAAUCCCUAAUGUCCCAUCUACACUGGAUAAACAGACUAACUGGAACAAAGACUUACCUCUCCCUACACCUGAGGAGAAGAUGAAACAGGAGUCCCAAGUCAUCACUUCUUGCAUUAUCCCCAUCAAUGUUUCCGGUGUUGGCUUUGACAGAGAAGCAAGCAUACGUUGCUCACUAGUUCAUUCACAAUCAGUUCUGCAACGUAGACGGAAAUUGAGGAGAAGAAAAACCAUAUCAGGAAUUCCAAGGAGGGUUCAACAAGAAAUAGAUUCAGAUGAGUCACCUGUAGCACGAGAUCGGAAUGUUUUAGUGCAUACAAAUCCUGAUAUUGCAAAUUCUGCAAACAGAAGAUCUGGAACUCGAGAUACAGAGUGCCAAACUGAAGACAUUCUCAUUGCUGCUCCCUCGAGAAGACGAAUAAGAGCUCAAAGGGGCCAAGGGGUUGCAUCACUCUCUCAUUCUGCAGGAAACAUUGCAGCUCUAACUGAGCCUGGAGACCAAAUGUUCACCACAACAGUGUCUAAUCGGAUUCGUUCUCGUAGUCUUCCUAGAGAAGGUGCUAGGGCAAGCAAUGAACAUACCUGUGGUGCUCAGUCUUCAACUUAUAAAGAUGAUUGCUAUAUAACAAGCUCAGAGAGAUCACUUAAGAAGGAAGACAGCUUAACGGGUCCAUGUUCCCCAGAACACCAGUCUCUAGGUUUAGUAUAUUCUCACCAUAGUCCACCAUUAGAGAGAGGUAGAUCAAGAUUAUCAAGAAUGGCAGAUUCAGGCAGUUGUGACAUUUCUUCAAAUUCUGACACAUUUGGAAGCCCUGUUCACUCCAUUUCUACUGCUGGAGUGUUACUGAGCACACACAUGGAUCAGAAAGAUGAUCAUCAGUCAUCAAGUGGAAACUGGAGUGGAAGCAGUUCUACAUGUCCCUCCCAGACAUCAGAAACAAUUCCUCCAGCAGCCUCUCCCCCACUGACUGGUUCUUCACAUUGUGAUUCAGAGUUAUCUUUAAACACUGCUACCCAGGCUGGUGAAGAUUCGAAUACCUUUAACAUUGAGCAAUACAAUGAUGACCACUUGGACAGCAUAAGAGCCCACAGGGCCAGCUCCUUUACAUCAACAGUUGGAGAUUUGCUUGAUGACCCAAAUAACAGUAACACAAGUUACAGUGAAUGGAAUUAUCUGCACCAUCACCAUGAUGCAUCAUGCGGUCAAGAUUUUAGCCCACAUCGCUUAAGGGGAGAUAGCCUAGGCUGCCCAAGCUUUACUAGUAUGGGCACAUAUGAUAGUUUUCUUGAAAAGCCAACAUCAGAGAAAGCAGAUACAGCGUCUCAUUUCUCUGUGGACAAUGAAGGAUACUAUACCUCCAUGCAUUUUGACUGUGGUCUUAACAGUAACAGGAGUUAUAUUUGUAACUAUGCACAGCCAGGGACUGAGAAUGAGCAAGAUACAGGUAUUUCUCCCAUGAGUUCAGACUGUGUUUGGGAACAUUAUGUAGAUCACAGAAGGCAAGAAAGACAGAACAUCUCAUUUAAGAAACCAAAGGCAAAGCCGUCACCACCAAAACGAAGCUCAUCUUUGAGAAUUUCUGAUAACCAUACAGAUGUUUCGGACAUGAAAGAACCAAAGAUAACCAGUGUGCAGCAAGUACUUCACACCUCCAGGGAAAUGAUGCUGCCACUUGAGAUUUCAAAUACACCUUCAAGAACCGAAAACUUUUCUCCACCAAAUCAACAGGACAUUUCUUGGGUCAAUCGGGAAGUUAACGAUUCAAAGAAUACUCAAUUUAUCACACCAGAAAUUCCAUCAUAUAAAGAGGAAGGAGGUGAACAGCAUCACUAUGCAGAUAUGUGGCUCCUCAAUGACUUGAAAACAAGUGAUCCUUAUAGGUCUUUAUCAAACUCAAGCACUGCUACAGGUACUACUGUCAUAGAGUGUAUCAAGUCACCAGAAAGUUCAGAGUCACAAAAUUCACAGCCUGAAUCUCCUGCCACCACUCCUUCCCUUCCUUCAGUUGAGAAUGAGUUCAAAUUAGCUUCACCAGAAAAAUUGGCAGGGUUAGCAUCUCCUUCAAGUGGUUACUCUAGCCAAUCAGAAACGCCUACUUCAUCCUUUCCUACUCCUUUCUUUUCGGGACCGUUGUCACCUGGUGGUAACAAAAGAAAACCAAAGGUCCCAGAAAGAAAGUCCUCUUUACAGCAUCCAUCUAAAUGUGGAAAUAUUUUCUUAAGCAUAGAUACAGAACUUCCAAUUAUACCUCCUACACAUCUUGACCUAAGUGCUCUUCAUGUGUUUCAUAAACCAUUGCCAUACAGACCACAAAUACACGCUUUCAGUCAUGUCAAUCAAAAUCUGUCAGAGGAUGAAAAUACAAAUUCAUCACCUGCCCUUGCCAUAACACCUUCAGUGCUGAAAUCUGUCCACCUAAGAUCAGUUAACAAACAAAACAGGGAGUCCAGACUCAAAGAAUGCACUAACAUAUUAUGUACACAAGAUCCUACAAUAAUAGUGGAGACUUAUCCCCCUGAAAAAACAACUGUGCCAGCUCCUAGAAAAUCAAUAUUGCGCCAGUUUUCUACUGAGGAAGCAAUGCUACCAUAUAUUGAUGCAUCGCCAGUUGACACAAGCCCAGAAUUUUUUUUUCAAGGUAGUGCCCUCUUUACUGGUCAUGGUUUAUACAAACCAAAAGUUACGCCACCUUUGAUUAGCAAAGCUAAAGAAGCUGUACCAGAAAAACAUAAAAAAUACCGGGCUGAAGAUAUUAUAGAAGAAACUAUUUUCACAGCACAACCAGAAACCAUUACAAAAUAUGUACAAGUUUAUUCUGCCAUCUUCAGUGAUGUUGCUAGUGAACAAAGGAGUCAUUCCCAAGAGGAAAGGCAACUCAAAGCAGAACAGGAGCCACACAUACAUUGUGAACCAAUAACCAUAUCUGAAACUGUCAAAAGAACUAACACUGGGUUUGAUUUGAAAGACAGAACUGCUGAGGUGUCUCCAUUGCCCAGCAAUGAGCCUGACAUAAGCAACAAUGACAAAGUGCCUGGAAAUACUCUCAACUUUGAAUCAGAGAUCUCAACUUUAAAUCCACUCAGUGACGAAUGUCCACAGCAGGAAUAUGAAACUAUAUCAGGUAUUCCAACCAAAAGUGCCUCAGAGGACAGCAAGAUAGAAGACACAUUAGAAAGUACUGAUGAUGACAUCUCAUGGAAAGAAUCCUCUAUGAGUGAGGAUUCACUUGUAUCACCAAUGAGUGAGGAUUCCCAGGCUGACAACGACGAUGUCUUUGUAUCACCUAACAGACCCCGCACUACUGAGGACCUUUUUGCAGUCAUCCACAGAUCUAAAAGGAAAAUUUUGGGCAGAAAAGAUUCUGGAGAGUCCAAUGUAAAAAGCAAAACAAAAGCUGUAACAGCAGCACCAACUCCACAGGCUACACCAUCAGGUUCUCAGAGGUCUCCAGGUCUCAUCUACAGGAAUGCCAAAAAAUCAAAUACAUCAAAUGAAGAAUUUAAGCUGCUCCUCUUAAAAAAAGGCAGUAGGUCAGAUACCAGUUACCGCAUGUCAGCAACGGAAAUCCUGAAGAGCCCAGUAACUCCCAAGUCGAUUGGUGAUUUGUCCUUUGACUCCUCCAGCUCUGAAGAACCUGGACAGUUGUCACCUGGCGGCGAUGCUUUUUCACCUUUAUCACCAUGUUCUCCUCGAGUAAUAUCUGAAGGCUUUUCAAUGAAGACUGCCGCCUCUAGAGUUGGGAGAUCCCGAGUGCCUCCUGCUGCAAGCAGUAGCCGUUAUAGUGUUAGGUGCCGGCUAUACAAUGCCCCAAUGCAGGCCAUUUCUGAAGGUGAAACAGAGAAUUCAGAUGGAAGUCCUCAUGAUGACAGAUCUUCACAGAGCUCAACGUAGGACUAGGACUCUGGUUUACGUGCAAGAAAUUGCCACAAAGAAAAAAAAAAAGAAACUGAAAAAAAUAUAAAUAAAUAAAUGUAUGUGCCAGCUCAAAAAAAGAAGAGAAAAUAAGGGAUAUCCGUACACUAGAUAUUGCUCCAGGACCAUGUCCAGUUACUAUUUGGUGGAAACAUUGGUUUGUAUUUCUUUCCAAUGAACUUUUCAGAUACAAUAUACCUGCCUGAUAAAAACAAUAUAAAUGUAUCAAAAAUAUCGCAGGGUGCUGUAAGUGUUAAGGACAUAUAAUAGCAUUGAAAAAUUACAAUGGACAUAAGAAAAUACUAGUGCAAUUAUUUAUCAUUUAGAAUUAUGGAAACUUGUGUUUACUUAAGCUAUGGUUUUCUUUAAAAUGUAGUUAUUGUAUAUCAGUAAUCUAACAAAACCACUUUAAAGGGGAAGUAAAUGGGAAAGUAUUGCUGUGGAAAACUACAAAUAUUGUAAAAAAAAAAAAAAUAACAACUAAAUAUCGAAAUAUAACUUUGCUGAAGUGCUUCCCUGGGAAAUAAGCAGAAGAAAAGAAGAAAUAAUUCUUGAAAAUAAAUAUUUUUGUACAUUAGGAAUUCAAAUAAUAGAGCAAACUUUCAAAGUAAUUAAAAAAAGAUGUAAAUAACAUAUUUUUUAUAAAAUUGUACAUAGGAUUAUUAAACUAAAAUUGGAUAUGCAGCCAAUGAAUAAAAACAUUAGAAAUCAUGGACAGUAUGCGCAGGGCUCUUAAAUAACGUUUUGCAGCACACAAAAAGAGAAAGAUUCAGAGGGUUAAGAGGUAAUUGUAUUCUGUGAAUACCAUCGUCCUGUUCUGCAUCACAGAAAUUUUUGACCAUGAUCAUUAUAAUACUCAGCAGCCUCAAAUUUUUUUUUCUACAUUUUGAAAGAUUUGAGUAUAUGUUUUUCUAAUGUAAAAAGAAUUUGAAAGUACUGUAGCAUUCAUUCUUCUUUUCCUACUAACUACUAUGUUGACUGCAAGGCCAAUCAAAUACAGAAGGGUAACACUGGCUCUUGAUGGUAUAGCUCUACAACCCAAAAACUGCCUGUUAUCAAUGAGCCAUCUGGAAUAUAAGCUAUGUGGCAAAGUUAAGGUCACUGAUGAGUGGGGUAACAAUGUUGUGUGACCUUAUAUGACCUUUUCGGCCACCCUUUCUAGAAAUAUUGGGGCUGUUUGGAUGGAAAAUGCUUUUCCAAAGUGGUAAUAUUUAUGAAACAUAUAUCUUUAAUAUGGUAAGUUUGCCCUAUUUGCACUCAGCUAUCCAUACACUAUAUGAGGUGCUUUCUGUAAAGUCUUUUAAUCAGUAAAAACUAAUUGUUAAUGCCCAGUAUUCCUGAUGGAAGUGCCAUUAUAAAUGAAACUGUGACAACUUCAAGUGAGCACAAUAUUGUUAACCAACAAAAGAACGUCUUUUGUACUGUGCACUGGAUCUUGGACUUAAAGGGCUUGUCUGGGAAUACCUGACUUACAGUAACUGAUACCUACAGCCUGCCUAUUUUGUUGAAAGAUUCUUACUUACCUGCUCCCCACCACUCCAGUUCUGCGGGAUGGCUCCUCCAGUCCACACCUUGUUUACUUCCUCCUUGGCAUGGUCACCUGCUCUGCUGCAGCCAACCACUGGCUUCAGACGGCAUUGGUUAAAAGUUAGGUAUUCCCAUCGGACAACCACUUUAAGAGUGGAAAUGAUCACUCUAGUAUACAGAGCAAUGACUACUAUUGAACAUGUGUAGCACGAGCA